GUUUCCUCUUCUCUUCCCCAAAUGUGUGGGGGCUGUCAUUGACCUGGAGUAGCUGCAAAACUGAAGUCGCCGAAUGAUGAUGUUGUGAAGUCGCCCGUCCGUUCCUGCCACGCCCGGGCGGUUACUGGCAGCAGCGGCCGCUUCUGCUGCUCCUCUCAGGCUGCUGCCGCUUUAGAGGCUUCUCCCCGAGCAAGCGCGUGCCAAGGACGGAGGACGCCGGACCAUUCCUGUCAUGACCAUCCAAGGAGUGAUAAUCACAUGAGAGCACUCAUUGCUCCAGAUGUCAUUUGACCAUCAAAAAAAAAAAAUCUGUUUAAAAAAAAAUAUCCACUUGACCAGAACCUUUCUUUUUGAAUGGCUUGAUGGAUUUCCUUUACUCUGAUUCAAACCAAAGCUGUCCUGCUCAACCAAAACAAGAAAGGAUCUUGCAUGAGUCAAUCCCAGAAUGCCACUUCUACAUCACCGAUGGGUGAAGAAAACCUCAUGAAUAUCAAUCACAGAGACUCAGAGAGCAUCACUGAUGUGUGCUCCAAUGAAGAUCUCCCUGAAGUCGAGCUGGUGAGCCUGCUAGAAGAACAGCUACCCCAGUAUAAGCUAAGAGUGGACUCUCUCUUUCUAUAUGAAAAUCAAGACUGGACUCAGUCCGCACGCCAGCAGCAACAUGGAUCUGAUGCCCUCUCUCCAGUCCUUGCUGAAGAGACUUUCCGUUAUAUGAGCGGAUUCUUAACCACUGCGUUACCAGGGAAGUCCCCAAAGUUCCAGUCUCACCAAGGGAAGAGGAGACAGUCAGGAGUUCUAGGCACAGACAGGGUGGAGCAGAUGACCAAAACUUACAAUGACAUCGACAUGGUUACACAUCUCCUGGCAGAGAGGGAUCGUGAUCUGGAGCUAGCUGCUCGAAUUGGACAAGCUCUCUUAAAGCGGAACCAUGCCUUGUCUGAGCACAAUGAAGCCCUCGAGGAGCAAUUGGGACAAGCCUUUGAUCAAGUUAAUCAACUGCAGCAUGAGCUGUCCAAGAAAGAUGAGUUACUUCGAAUUGUCUCCAUUGCUUCUGAAGAGAGUGAAACUGAUUCCAGCUGCUCUACACCUCUUCGCUUCAACGAGUCCUUUAGCUUAUCUCAAGGUUUGCUGCAGUUGGACAUGCUGCAAGAAAAGCUCAAGGAACUGGAAGAAGAGAAUAUGGUUCUUCGAUCCAAGGCUUGUCACAUAAAGACAGAAACGAUUACCUAUGAAGAGAAGGAACAACAGCUUGUCAGUGAUUGUGUUAAAGAACUUCGUGAAACAAAUGCUCAGAUGUCCAGAAUGACUGAAGAAUUGUCUGGGAAGAGUGAUGAACUGAUUCGUUACCAAGAAGAGAUUUCCUCUCUCUUGUCUCAGAUUGUAGAUCUUCAGCACAAACUUAAAGAACAAGUGAUUGAGAAGGAAGAACUGAGACUUCACCUCCAAGCUUCCAAAGAUGCCCAAAGACAACUGACCAUGGAGCUGCAUGAGUUACAAGACAGGAAUAUGGAGUGUCUGGGAAUGUUACAUGAAUCCCACGAAGAAAUAAAGGAACUUCGGAAUAGAUCUGGCCCUGCUGCUCAUCUCUACUUCUCCCAGCCGUACGGAGUUUUUUCUGGGGAAUCUCUGGCAGCUGAGAUUGAGGGGACCAUGCGUAAGAAGUUGAGUUUGGACGAGGAAUCUUCUCUCUUUAAACAAAAAGCCCAACAAAAACGGGUAUUUGAUACUGUCAAGGUUGCCAAUGACACACGGGGCCGCUCUGUCCCAUUCCCAGCUCUGCUACCCAUUCCAGGCUCCAACCGUUCAAGUGUCAUCAUGACAGCAAAACCUUUUGAAUCUGGUUUACAACAAACAGAGGACAAAACAAUCCAGAAGAGUAACUUGGAGGAAGAUCCAGGGAGUGUCCAGAAGGUCUGUCAACCAGAAUGCUCUGCAGAGAGCGAUUUGGCUACAGCCCUGCAUCGCCUGAGUCUGCGGCGACAGAACUACUUAAGUGAGAAGCAGUUCUUUGCUGAAGAAUGGCAACGGAAGAUCCAGGCUCUGGCUGGCCAGAAAGAAGGGGAUAGUGACUGUGGCAUCCCCACAGAGAGCCUUGCCUCCCUCUGCAUUGACCAGUCGGAGAUCACAGACCUGAGCAGUGCCAGUUGCCUUCGAGGUUUUAUGCCUGAAAAAUUGCAAAUUGUCAAGCCCCUUGAAGGAUCACAAACUCUGCACCAGUGGCAGCAGCUUGCUCAACCAAAUUUAGGAACCAUUCUUGACCCACGACCAGGUGUCAUCACUAAAGGCUUUACCCAGUUGCCCAAGGAUGCCAUCUAUCACCUCUCAGAUUUAGAAGAAGAUGAAGAGGAAGGUAUCACUUUUCAGGUUCAGCAACCUCUUCAAGUGGAACAGAAGCCAUCAGUAUCCCAGCCAGUAACAGGGAUCUUCCUGCCGCCCAUGACUUCAGCUGGUGGUUCAGUUACAGUUGCAACCUCAAACCCAGGAAAAUGUCUGUCCUGCACAAACUCAACAUUCACCUUCACCACCUGUAGGAUAUUACAUCCUUCUGAUAUUACUCAGGUUACCCCCAGCUCUGGCUUCCCUUCAUUAUCCUGUGGAAGUAGUGGUAGCAGUUCAUCAAACACAGCAGUGAAUUCUCCUGCUAUGUCCUAUAGACUCAGCAUUGGUGAAUCCAUCACCAACCGACGAGAUUCCACCAUAACCUUCAGCGGCACCAUGAGCUUGGCCAAACUUCUACAAAAGCAAGGCAUCUCUGCUAAAGCAUACCACAGCCCAGUUUCAGAGAACCCCCUCCUCCAGCCUCUCCCUAGAGGCUUGGCUAUCCCUUCCACACCACCAAAUUCACCGUCUCACUCACCUUGCCCUUCUCCUUUGCCCGUUGAGCCUCGAGUGCAUCUCUCUGAAAAUUUUUUGGCCUCCCGACCAGCUGAAACAUUCCUCCAGGAGAUGUAUGGCUUGAGACCGUCCCGAAACCCUCCUGAUGUUGGCCAGUUGAAGAUGAACUUAGUGGACAGGCUGAAAAGACUGGGGAUAGCCAGAGUGAUCAAGACCCCUGCAGCCCAGGAAAAUGGAAGAAGCCAAGAGGCAGAAAAUGGUCUUCAAAGACCAAACUCUGCUGUCUAUUUAAAUUCAGGUAGCAAUUUAUUGAGUGGACUGAGGAGGAAUCAGAGUCUUCCAGUCAUGAUGGGUAGCUUUGGCACCCCAGUUUGCACAUCAUCACCCAAAAUGGAUAUCCUGAAGGAAGACUGAGGUUCAGCAGUUGACUGACCUCUUAUACAAGUUAGCACAUGAAGGAAAGAUUUGCACUGAUACAUGUAGUCUUGUCUGAGAGAAAAGGAAUGUUGCAGAAGGGUUGUGAAUGUGGGAAGGGGAAAGUGGAAGAACGGAAACAGAAUUGGCAUGAGGUCUGCCUGAUAAAUUGAAAGUAUAAAUGAAUGGGUCAUGAGUGUUUGGAAGCAGAGAAAGAAGAAAUGUUUAAUGCUGUCCUCCAGUUGGUAUUUCUUGUCUUGAAAAUAAAAAGUGACUAGAAAAUAAAUUCAGUAAUAUUGGAACAUACCAGAAAUACUGAACUUGCUAGCACAUUUACUUCUGGUGAGCAUAAGCAGGGAGGACCCAGGUUAGGAGAUGGGAAAAAAGAAGGAGCAGCUUUGACCGUUAACCUUUAGAAAGCUGUUCUAGAAGGUUGCUGGAGUAAACUCAGUCUGUUACUGAGACAACAGUGAGAUGGCUUAUCUGCUGGCCCCUGUUAAUGUCUGGUUAAAUUACACCUCCAUCAGAGAGUAUGCUCACUGCAUUAUCAAACAAGGAAUUUUACCUUUUUCAUAAGAUCAGACUAGUGGAGACUCCCUUUUUGCUUUCUGUUUUCAGGCCUUUGAGCCACGGGGAUCCCAAACAUAAUCCACAUUCCUUUUGCAUUUGUGAUUAAUAAGAGUUAAUUUUUUUAAUUUGUAUUUUUAUACAAUACCCCCCCAAACAACAUGAGUGGGGGGUAGGAGGGAUUUACUUUAAGAAGGAAAAUAUGGGUACAUCGGAACCAAGGAAACUUGUUUUCAGAAUAUUUUUUCUGAAUAAGUGCAUUGGCCAGGGUGUAUGAACAUAAUUACUGUACAUGUCUUUCAAAUUUCCUUGGAGGCUGGAUGGGUUAAACCAGAAGUGCAAUCAAUAGGAAUUAGAGAAUGUUGUGUAUUUAUCUCUGUGAGUUUUUUUGGAAGGAAAGUUGGUUGCAACUAAACUUUUUCGAAAAUGUGCUAUGCAUACUUUUAAUGAAAGAUGACAUAUAUUUGCACAAAAGUUCUCAGGCACAGCAAAUUAUUAUAAACUGAAGUAAAACCCAGGUGCUUUCUUUGAGAUUAUGUUUUUUUAAUAUAAAAUAAUAUUAAAACAUCUGCCUUUUUCUUCAUAUCCGCAGAAUUAGAGAAUGAACCUUUUUUAAUGGGAAAGUCAAACACUUUUGCUUUUUCUCUGGGAUUCCUUUUUUCUUUUUUUUAACUAUGUGAAAUGGCAAAGUGAAACUCUGGGAUUAGGUUUCAGCUUUCAGCAGUGUGACGCAAGGGUUGAAUUGGGAAAAAACAGAUCUGUUUUCUGAGCAUUGCUGACCGAGGUCUGCUUCUCAUCAGAUGACAUGGCUUUAUCUCGGCCAUG
Balaenoptera musculus (blue whale) is the source of this 4641-nucleotide messenger RNA. RefSeq names its product trafficking kinesin protein 2 (gene TRAK2). The record is from RefSeq and is a predicted model, not a curated record. NCBI's taxonomy places the organism in Eukaryota, Metazoa, Chordata, Mammalia, Artiodactyla, Balaenopteridae. Bases 430 to 3249 code for a protein of 939 amino acids. Gene Ontology annotation, molecular function: GABA receptor binding. Gene Ontology annotation, biological process: anterograde axonal transport of mitochondrion; neurogenesis. Gene Ontology annotation, cellular component: dendrite. The transcript has 17 exons.